Messenger RNA from Alligator sinensis (Chinese alligator), 945 nucleotides. RefSeq names its product olfactory receptor 10V1-like. The transcript has a single exon. The coding region runs from base 1 to 945 and encodes 314 amino acids. NCBI's taxonomy places the organism in Eukaryota, Metazoa, Chordata, Crocodylia, Alligatoridae. Gene Ontology annotation, biological process: G protein-coupled receptor signaling pathway. The record is from RefSeq and is a predicted model, not a curated record. Gene Ontology annotation, cellular component: membrane. Gene Ontology annotation, molecular function: G protein-coupled receptor activity; olfactory receptor activity.
AUGGGGGAUGAAAACCACACUGGGACAAUUCAGUUUCACUUCCGUCCACUCUCAACCCUCCCUAACAUGCAGUGGCUUAUUUUUGUUGUCUUUCUGCUCCUGUACCUGCUCAGUCUCUGUGAAAAUACUGCCAUUGCCCUAACUGUCCUCAUCCACCACUCCCUCCAGACACCCAUGUACUUCUUUCUGGGCAAUUUGGCAGCUCUGGAGAUCUGCUAUGCCUCUGUCAUUGCUCCCUUGGCCCUGGCUAACCACCUGCCUGAGAGGAAGGCCACCAUCUCCCUCAAUGGCUGUGGCACUCAGCUGUUCUUCUUCAUCUUCCUGGGUGGGGCUGACUGCAUGCUCCUGGCUGUCAUGGCGUUCGACCGGUACAUAGCCAUCUACCACCCACUACGCUACACACUCAUUAUGAGUCGAAAGGUCUGCAGGCACCUUAUAGCUGGGUCACUGGUACUGGGUUCCUUCUUUGCCCUGCAGUUUACCAUAUUGCUUUUCCAUCAGCAAUUUUGUGGUAACGAUGAAAUCAACCACUUCUACUGUGAUGUAAUGCCUAUGUUACAGCUUGUGUGUGGCAACAAAGAGAGCCUUGAGGCCAUUGUUUUUGCUGCUACCUUCAUAACCCUGACUGUCCCCUUUCUCAUGAUCUGCAUCUCCUAUGUCUUCAUUAUGGCUGCCAUCCUGCAGAUCCGCUCUGCAGUCAGCCGUCACCAUGCCUUCUCCACCUGCUCCUCCCACCUGAUUGUCGUUCUCCUGCAAUAUGGCUGCAGCAUCUUCAUUUACUCUCACACCAGUUCCACCUACUCCCCAGAACAAGGCCGAGUGGUGUCUGUAAUCUACACCUUUAUGAACCCUGUACUAAAUCCCCUGAUUUACAGUAUGAGAAACAAGGAGCUAAAGGAUGCCCUAAGAGUGCUGUGGAGGAGAGUACUUUUCCAAAGGAAGUGA